AUGCCGGAUAACUUUGACGUGCUAACUGGACAGAAGGAAUUCGACGCUCUCAAUAAGCGUGUGAAUGAUUUAUCUCAAGAUCAGAGUGAAGGCUUCAAGGAAUUGAGUAAGAAACUUGAUGACGCUCAGAAAAAUCUAUCUCUGGCACUCAUAGCAGGACUGAGAAGGUUAUUUGAGACUCAGAUGGUGACCCUUGAAGCAAGAAUGUUGAAUAAACCAAAAGAAGGAGAUGGGUUAUUGGGAAACCCCAACAAAUCUCAGAACCAACCGAAGGAUGAUGAACCGGGAAAAGGUAACUACCAACUUCAAACUAAUCAAUUCACCGCUACUCAUAAACCUAAGAUAGAUUUUCCUAAGUUUGAUGGGAAUAAUCCUAGAUCUUGGAUUCAGAAGUGCAAUAAGUUUUUUCAGCUACAUCUGAUGGAUGAAGAGCAGAAGGUUAUGAUUGCCUCAUUACAUCUAGAAGGAAGGGCAGAUGUGUGGUAUCAAGAUUAUCAAGUAGGGAAGGAGUUGUUAUUGUGGGAAGAGUUCUGUGAUGAUAUCAAUUUCAAAUUUCAAGAACUGGGACAUGAUGAUGUGGUGGGUGAAUUUAACAAGCUUAGUCAGGAGGGUGCAGUCCUAGAGUAUCAAGAGUUGUUUGAAGAACUCAAGGCUUUAAUGAUCACUAAGAACCGUUAUCUGAAUGAGGCUUACUUCACAUCCAUCUUUGUUUGUGGGCUGAAGGAAGAAAUCAGAUUAGUUUUACAGAUGCACUCUCCUUCAACACUAAGCCAUGCCAUGUAUUUUGCUAGGAUGCAAGAAGCAGUGCUAGAAAAGAUAUCUAAGAAGGCUAAGUUUGUUUCAAGGCUUCCUCCAAUAUCUAUGGACAGCAGCAGCUCUAGAAGCUUUGUAACUCCUCCAAAAUCAAACUCACCCUCUCUCAAAAGUGGUGGCCGCUCAAAGUUACCUCCCAUCAAGAAAUUGACUUAUGCUGAAAUGAGGUCAAGAAGAGAAAGAAGGUUGUGUUAUAACUGUGAUGAAGAGUAUAAAUUUGGUCACAAAUGUGUUAAGCAGCAACUCUAUAUGUUAGUUGGUGAUGAAGAGGAAGCAGCUUCAACAGAAGAAGAAUCCCCUGGCAGCUCACCAGUCAUACAGGAGUUGGAACAACAAGUGGAGGUGUCACUACAUGCCUUAUCUGGUAAUGUUUCCCACAACACUAUUAAGAUUCAGGGGACUACUAGGAAUAAGAGAACCUUCACAAUUUUGAUUGAUAGUUGCAGUACCCAUAGUUUCAUAGAUCCUGAAAUGGCUAGGCGUAGUGAGACAUGGAUCAAAACAACUGCAGCAUUGCAAGUAGCUGUAGCUGAUGGUAACAAGGUACUCAGUGAUGCCAUGUGCCCACAAUUAAGCUGGAAGAUGCAGGGACACCCUUUUGUUUUUGAUGUGAGAAUAUUGGAGUUGGGAGGAUGUGAUAUGGUCUUAGGUGUGGAUUGGAUGAGAAACAUCAGUCCUGUGAAGUUUGAUUUCAAGAAGAUGACAGUCUCAUUCAGUCAGGAGGGCAAGGAAGUGGAGCUUAAGGGCAUUUUUGAUGAAGUAAGAGUGUCCUCUAUGUCAAUUGGAGCUUGCAAAAAAUAUUUGAAGAAGAACAAACAUGGGCUUGCAGGUCACUUGUUCUCCAUUACAGCAGUGGAACCCAAACCUGAGACCCCGCCAGUUCUUGAGCCACUUCUCACACAAUAUACCACCAUUUUCCAAGAACCCACUUCAUUACCCCCCCCCCCCCCCCCUUAA
This is a messenger RNA of Papaver somniferum (opium poppy), 1770 nucleotides long. RefSeq lists its product as uncharacterized. Lineage: Eukaryota; Viridiplantae; Streptophyta; Magnoliopsida; Ranunculales; Papaveraceae. The record is from RefSeq and is a predicted model, not a curated record. The transcript has 2 exons. The coding region runs from base 1 to 1770 and encodes 589 amino acids.